Messenger RNA from Zygotorulaspora mrakii, 540 nucleotides. It is a transcript of the gene ADI1, whose product is annotated as acireductone dioxygenase (Ni2+-requiring). Gene Ontology annotation, molecular function: acireductone dioxygenase [iron(II)-requiring] activity. NCBI's taxonomy places the organism in Eukaryota, Fungi, Ascomycota, Saccharomycetes, Saccharomycetales, Saccharomycetaceae. The record is from RefSeq and is a predicted model, not a curated record. Bases 1 to 540 code for a protein of 179 amino acids. The transcript has a single exon.
AUGGUUCAGGCAUAUUUUUUUGACAACAAAAACGAAAUUGAUGCAAGAGAACCACAUUGUAGUGGAGAACUGGUUGGGCUCGAUCAGUUGUCGAGACUAGGCGUUUUUUACAGAUUUAUACAUGAUGACGAUGAGGUAGAUGCGCUGGCCAAAGAAAGAAAUUAUAAGAACCGCGACGUGGUCAACAUUAGUCGAGCCAGCUUCCAAAACGAUGAACAGGCGAUGCUCAAGAAACUAGAGGUUUUCUACGAGGAACAUAUCCAUGAAGAUGAGGAGAUUAGGUACUGCCUCGACGGGGAGGGGUACUUUGACCUGAAGGACCCCAUCUGUGACAGAUGGAUCCGGGUCAAAGUUUGCAAGGGCGACCUGCUUGUUGUACCUGCUGGAAUUUACCACAGGUUCAUGCUCACGACGCAGAACUACAUCAAGGCCAUGAGACUUUUUCAGGAUGAGCCGAAGUGGCUCGCCAUUAAUAAGCCGGAUGCCGAUGCAAAUGCAGCUCGUAAGCAGUAUCUGGCAUCCAUCUCAAGUAACACGUAA